CCAAAGUGUCAUCUCGUUUUGUGCUGUCAGCGUCAGCAUACGGCGUUUUCUUCGCCUUUAAAAUAUAAUCGAAAUAAUUGCAAUAAGUUGAAAACAUUUUUUAUUCUUCAUGAAUUUUGUAAUUUACUGAUAAAUAAGUUUCAAAAUAAACCACCACAAUGGGUAUUCUAGAAAAGAUUUCAGAAAUCGAAAAAGAAAUUGCAAGAACUCAAAAAAAUAAAGCUACUGAAUACCAUUUGGGUUUGUUGAAAGCAAAGUUAGCAAAAUAUCGCUCUCAGUUGUUGGAGCCAUCCAAAAAAGGCGAGAAAGGUGAUGGAUUCGAUGUCCUUAAAAGCGGAGAUGCUCGCGUGGCUCUCAUUGGAUUUCCUUCUGUGGGUAAAUCCACACUUCUUUCGACACUGACCAAAACUGAAUCUGAGGCAGCCAACUAUGAGUUCACAACGCUCACAUGUAUUCCCGGUGUUAUCGAAUAUAAGGGCGCAAAUAUACAACUUUUAGAUUUGCCUGGAAUUAUUGAAGGCGCCGCUCAGGGCAAAGGUAGAGGUAGACAAGUUAUCGCUGUUGCGCGUACUGCCGAUUUAGUUGUUAUGAUGUUGGACGCCACCAAGCCAAAUGUCCAUCGUGAUCUUCUGGAAAGAGAAUUGGAGUCUGUCGGAAUCCGAUUGAACAAACGAAAACCCAAUAUUUACUAUAAAGUAAAGAAAGGCGGUGGUUUGAGCUUUAACGCAACAUGUGCCCUCACACGUUGCAAUGAAAAAAUGGUCCAAACAAUUCUGCAUUCUUUUAAAAUUUUCAAUGCCGAAGUGCUGUUUCGUGAAGACUGCACUGAGGAUGAAUUUAUCGAUGUAGUUACGGCUAAUCGGGUUUACUUGCCUUGUUUGUAUGUGUACAACAAGAUCGAUCAGAUUUCAAUUGAAGAAGUGGAUCGGUUGGCUCGAGAAGCUAACUCAAUAGUGGUCAGUUGUAACAUGCAAUUAAAUCUGGAUUACUUGCUGGAAUCCCUUUGGGAGGCAUUGCAGCUGAUUCGGGUGUACACUAAGAAACCAGGCGCACCUCCAGAUUUUGAUGAUGGCCUUAUUUUACGAAAGGGAGUAAGCGUUGAGCACGUUUGCCACUCAAUUCAUCGGACACUAGCAGCUCAAUUCAAAUAUGCAUUAGUUUGGGGCACUUCCACGAAAUACUCACCACAAAGAGUUGGCAUCGGUCACAUAAUGCAAGACGAAGAUGUCAUUCAAGUUGUAAAGAAAUAAUAUACCUACAUAUACGAAGUGUUACGAACUCGCAAACGCCAGUCUUCGAUAAAAGCUGAAAAAAAUGUCGUUGUCGUUUCCUUUUUUUUUAUAAAUAUAUAUAAACCAUUUCCACAUUUCAUAGCUUAGCAAUGAACAGAUGUUGUUUCUUUUUAAAAUUGAAGAUUGUUCGAAGAUUCUGUUAUUGCCUCAAACAAAAAUAAAUAAAAAACGAAACA
Molecule: messenger RNA, 1468 nt
Organism: Episyrphus balteatus (marmalade hoverfly)
Lineage: Eukaryota; Metazoa; Arthropoda; Insecta; Diptera; Syrphidae
Product: developmentally-regulated GTP-binding protein 2
Exons: 4
Coding region: 159-1250 (363 amino acids)
Biological process (GO): cytoplasmic translation
Cellular component (GO): cytoplasm
Molecular function (GO): GTPase activity; GTP binding
Source: RefSeq, a predicted model, not a curated record